Pestalotiopsis fici W106-1 is the source of this 2430-nucleotide messenger RNA. RefSeq lists its product as uncharacterized. Bases 1 to 2430 code for a protein of 809 amino acids. Gene Ontology annotation, molecular function: protein binding. Gene Ontology annotation, cellular component: elongator holoenzyme complex. The record is from RefSeq and is a predicted model, not a curated record. Gene Ontology annotation, biological process: tRNA wobble uridine modification. The transcript is spliced from 3 exons. Lineage: Eukaryota; Fungi; Ascomycota; Sordariomycetes; Amphisphaeriales; Sporocadaceae.
AUGAGUGAGGCCAAAAUUGGCAUCGAAUACCUGUCCGUAGGCGCCAACAGGCAUACGGCGGGGGCGGACUGGAGCGAGAAUGGCUUGGUGGCUUUCGGCACCGACUCCAACAUUGCCCUCUGGCAGCCCAAUGAUGACAAUGUGAAGGGCGUUGGCAGAAUUCUCCAAGGCCAUACAGAUGCCGUCAAGGCCGUCAAGUUUCUCCCCAAGCUGGAGAAUGAGACCGACUCAUAUCUCGUGUCUGGUGGUGACGACAAGAGCUUCAAGAUUUGGAAGAUAGACGAGAACAAUUCGGCGGCAUGCGUCAAGACGGUCGCGGAACAUACAGCUCCCGUCAAUUGUAUUGCAUCUCUUCACAGUCGUCAAGCUAGACAGACACACAUCUUUGCCACUGGAGCAGCAGACGCAACCGUCAAGAUAUGGCGCUUUGAAAACGGCGAAGUCACAUUACUGCAAACGGUCAAACCCAGUCCCAAGUUCUUCCCUCUUUGUCUGGCCCUGAGCGAACUCAGUCCUCAAGGCGAAGGCAUCGCCUUGGCAGUAGCAGGAACGAGGAACAUUGUCCAGGUAUUUGUGGCCGAGUCGACGCCGGAACCCAAAUUCGAGCUGCAAGCUACUCUCACUGGCCACGAAGAAUGGAUUCGCUCGCUAGAUUUUGCCUUUGAGUCAUCUGGAGAAUCGGGUGACUUGAUCCUCGCAUCUGCUAGCCAAGACAAGUACAUUCGGUUAUGGCGUUUCCACCAGGGCAAAGAGCUUCCAGCAGCGGCUGCUGCUGGCAACGACCCGACUCUUGGUACUUUUCUGCCCGGCAAAUCGCCAUCCAACAAGGCCCAUCGUCUUCAAGCUGGCGACAAAGAUUACUCAAUCACUUUUGAGGCACUGUUGCUAGGUCACGAUGACUGGAUCUACAGCGCUAAAUGGUUCAAUGACGCAGAGGGACGAACUCAACUGCUAUCGACUUCGGCAGACAACACGCUUGCCAUAUGGGAGGCAGAUCCCACGUCAGGCAUUUGGGUGACGACGGUUCGCCUUGGCGAGAUUAGCCGUGAGAAGGGAGCCACGACAGCAACCGGAAGUACAGGCGGAUUCUGGACCGGUCUCUGGUCGCCAAAUGGACAGACAGUGAUCACGCUAGGUCGGACUGGAAGUUGGAGGCGUUGGGAUUAUAACAAGGAAGAGAUCAACUGGGUUCAAAAGAUUGGCAUCAGCGGCCACGUACGAUCCGUGACGGGUAUUUCGUGGUCCAAGAAUGGCGAGUAUCUCUUGUCCACCAGUCUUGACCAAACGACGCGGCUGCACGCCAAGUGGAAGACGGGAGCUGGCGGAAAGACCUGGCACGAGAUGGCCAGGCCGCAAAUCCACGGCUACGACUUGAACUGCAUCGAUUCUAUCGGAUCAUCGCAAUUCGUCUCUGGAGCCGAUGAGAAGCUGAUGCGAGUCUUCAACGAGCCCAAAGCCGUCGCAAAGCUGCUGAAUCGCCUCUGCGACAUUGGCGACUCGCAGAUUGAUAACCUACCAGACGCAGCAAACAUGCCUGUGCUUGGUCUCUCGAACAAAGCUAUCGAGGCAGUUGAUGACGAGCAAGAAAUUGAGGCAGUGAACCCCGAGAAGGACCGCGAGGCCCUUGAUCCUGGCUCAACCGUCCGAAAGUCCGUCUUGGAAAUUGACCAUCCUCCAUUUGAGGACAGUCUUUCCAGGCAUACGCUGUGGCCCGAGGUGGAAAAGCUGUAUGGACACGGCUACGAACUUUCGAGUCUGGCUGUCAGCCAUGAUGGCACUGUCAUAGCAAGCGCCUGCAAGGCCAGCUCGCUCAACCACGCCGUCAUCAGGAUAUUCGAGACGGAAAAGUGGACCGAGGUCAGGCCACCAUUAGCUGCUCAUACUUUGACAGCCACACGAUUGAGAUUCUCUUCAGAUGAUAGGUAUCUGCUUUCAGUUGGCCGAGACCGACAAUGGGCCGUCUUUGCGCGGGACACCGAAGAUAAAUUACAGUACAAGCCCCUGCAGACCAACCCGAAGGGUCACACAAGAAUGAUCCUCGAUGCCGCGUGGGCACCCGAGACAGAGUCUCUGGUUUUUGCUACAGCAGGCAGAGACAAGCAGAUCAAGCUUUGGAAAAAGGGCGCUUCCGACGAUGCGAUUGUGCUGGCAACCUCGAUACCAGCAACACACCCUGUAACAGCAAUUGACUUUCUCCCCCGAAAGGAUGAGAGUGGCAAGUUCCUGCUUGCCUCUGGAACCGAAGACGGAAAGGUAUCGGUGCAUAUCAUUGAGCCAGAGACACUCGCCGUCGUGUCCAGCGUGGUAUUGGAAUCCAAUCUAUCUCUUGCCAAGGCGGUUGCUCAAUUAUCGUGGCGGCCAAACGUAGCAGAGAAAGAGUUGGCAAUUGCAGGAGAAGAUGCCUCUUUGAGAGUCUAUUCUCUGGCGUGA